AUGAAGGCACCGGUGACUCUCCUGGUGCUGUCUCUUCAUCUUUGUUUAUCUAUUCCGGUUAGCCGUCCCGGCAACUGGUUGAGACAAUGUCGAGCCUCCGCCAACCUCUCCAUCACAGCCUUAGAAGUGCUACCAGGCGGCGGCUGGGAUAACCUACGCAACAUCGAUAUGGGUCGGGUCAUGAAUCUCAGCUACUUUCAUUGCCAGACCACAGAAGAUGGGCUCUAUCUCAUUCCGGAUGAGGUUUUUGUUGUACCACACAAAGAAACGGGAGUGGAGACCAACUCUGAGAUAAUCAGCUCCUGGCAGUUUCAGCAAAGCUCGACGGCUCGCGGCAUAAACGCCGAAGCUUCUUUUUUCUCGAUGCUGAAUGGGAAAUACUCAUCUGAGAACCAGAGAGUGAAGAUCCAUCAGGUUCAAGACUCUUCAAACGCAACCAGAGUGCAGGUUCGGAAUCACAUCUACACCAUUAAGGCUUUUCCGGAUUUCAACCUCGACUCACGUUUUGCUCAGCAAGCCAGGGAAAUAGCUGAUGCAAUAGAAAACAACCAAACCCGAACUGCAGACUAUCUCUCUGAGAAGAUGGUCCUGGACUACGGGACGCAUGUCAUCACGAGUGUUGACGCCGGUGCGACUUUGGUGCAGGAGGACUACCUCCGUUCCUCAUAUGUGUCGAAUGGAGUCUCGGAAGCUUCUAGCGUAAAAGCGUUAGCUGGUCUGAACUUUUACGAUAAAAUCAAGUUCGACAUAAGCAGCCAAAACACCCAACAGAGCUCAUCGCUUCAAGCGUAUCAGUCAAAUAUUCAAUAUUCUCUUAUUCAAAGUCACGGCGGAGCAUCUUUCUAUCCGGGUAUCACUUUGCAGAAAUGGCAGGAAAGCACCAGAAAUAACUUGGUCGCUAUUGACCGCUUAGGAUUAGCUCUGCACUACUUCAUAAACGAAAACGCUUUCCCCGACUUGCCACAGCCGACUGUUGACAAGGUGGCUAAAUCGGUCGGUAAAGCCAUCGAACGCUACUACAAAGUUAAUACUCGCCCCGGCUGCGUUGACGUCGGCUCCCAGAAUUUCAACUUCCAAGCCAAUAUAGACGACGAUUCCUGCGAGGGCCCCGCUACAAAUCUCACUUUCGGUGGUAUCUACCAGGAGUGUAUUCCCAUCUCCCGAAACACAGAACCGCUGUGUGAUGCGUUGGCUCAGAAAAAUCCCGAUACCGGAGCGUUUUCCUGUCAACCGCCGUACUCGGCCACUUUACUGAGAUCAGAAGUGAGACAGCAAGCGUACACCGUGUAUGAAUGUCACGAUGAGAAAUAUCGAUGUGGGGUCUUUCACCUGUCCCACUGCCAUCGCCAAGUGUGUCAGGACAAGACUUAUGUACGUUCGGCUCAUAUAAACACCUUCUGGUGUUCGGUUAACGGCAACGCCCCGGAGAACUCCGGGUAUCUGUUUGGAGGGGUUUACAACCCCUCCCAAGUGAACCCCAUCACCAACGCAAAAACGUGCCCGUCAAAGUUUCUUCCGCUAAAGUUUCUCUCCGACGGACAAGUGAUCUGCGUGAGUAAGGACUACGAACUCGCCAACAAAUAUUCCGUACCGUUCGGCGGCUUCUUCAGCUGUCAGUCAAGCAACCCCAUGAGCGGACAACAACGUCGGUGCCCGUCCAAGUUCAGUCAACAUCUCGCCGCAGUCAGCGACGGCUGCGAAGUCCUCUACUGUGUCCAGUCCGGACGCUUCACAGGUGGGCAGUUGCUUCCAAUCAUCCUCCCUCCUUUCACCAGAGCUCCGCUUGUUAGCUUCCAAGCCACUAACACAGUCAUGGUGAUGACCGAGGGUGAAAAAAGCUGGGUUCGAGUCGGACAGACCAAGACAUGGAAAUUAGCCAAACAGGAAGAUUUUCAGAAGAUUUUCAAAAGUCUUAACUCAGACCAGAGUGAGAUGUCCGGUGGGGAAAAGGCAGGGGUAGCAUUUGGAGUGAUGGGCAUGAUGGCACUGGUGCUGGUGGGAGUGGUGUUCUUGGUGAAGAGAAGAUGACAGCUGUGUGGGAUGAUGAGGAGGCGGGGUUACACAGAAAUAUGUCACCAAGAGGUUCAGUGUGUAGAAGACGAGGGACUAGUAGCGGAUGCCUGAAAUAAUAAAUGACAUUUGUGGCCUGGCAUUUCCUUUUAGAUAUUGUUUUCUUAUUUCUUUUCUUGUUUUCUUCUUGUAUAUGUUUCUGGAUAGCAAAUGUAUAAUUUCAGUGUAAAUCAGGGGUCUCAAACAAGCGGCCCGCGGGCCAAAUGUGGCCCGCAGGACACGAAUUUGAGGCCCCCGCCUUGAUAUGAAAGUUUAAUGUUAGUGCGGCCCUCGCAAGUUUGAUAUGGAUGCCGUAUGGUAUCAUGUACCCAGAAAAAAUUAUUACGUUUUUAUUAAUGUUCAUGUUAAAGGUUAAAUAACUGUUAAUAGUUAUCCUCCCUAUCCGUGUGGAAGUGGUAAGUUUUUGGCUAGUUUUUGGCUAAAGGUGCUUUGCAAAGAUUUUUUCGACUAAAAUAUGCUGCUUUGGCCCACUUUCCAACAUGCUAGUAACACAUUUGUAACUGCGUUCUAACAUGACUGUAAAGCAGGGGUCUCAAACACGCGGCCUGCGGACUAGUUUGAGGCCCCCGCCUUGAUAUGAAAGUUUGAUAUGGAUGCUGUAUGGUAUCAUGUACCCAGAAAAAAAAUAUUACGUUUGAUUAAUGUUCAUGUUAAAGGUUAAAUAACUGUUAAUAGUUAUCCUCCCUAUCCGUGUGGAAGUGGUAAGUUUUUGGCUUGUUUUUGGUUUUUGGCUAAAGGUGCUUUGCAAAAAUAUUUUCCGACUAAAAUGUGCUGCUUUGGCCCACUUUCCAACAUGCUAGUAACACAUUUUUAACUGCGUUCUAACAUGACUGUAAAGCAGGGGUCUCAAACACGCAGCCUGCGGACUAGUUUGAGGCCCCCCGCCUUGAUAUGAAAGUUUGAUAUGGAUGCUGUAUGGUAUCAUGUACCCAGAAUAAAAUUAUUACGUUUGAUUAAUGUUCAUGUUAAAAGGUUAAAUAACUGUUAAUAGUUAUCCUCCCUAUCCGUGUGGAAGUGGUAAGUUUUUGGCUAUUUAAGUUUAAAGGAAAUAACUUGAAAGGCUACCGUUUAGGUCGCUAGCUCUCUAGUUUGCGAGUUAGCAUGUGUCUCAAGACCCUGCAGUUGCGCAAUAUGUUGUAAAUAAAAAGAGUAUAAAUGUGACUAUAGUCGUGUUUUGUCAUGUCUACAGGGCUCUAAUAAUGCUUUGUUCAUUUUAAUCUG
Molecule: messenger RNA, 3291 nt
Organism: Doryrhamphus excisus (bluestripe pipefish)
Lineage: Eukaryota; Metazoa; Chordata; Actinopteri; Syngnathiformes; Syngnathidae
Gene: mpeg1.1
Product: macrophage expressed 1, tandem duplicate 1
Source: RefSeq, a predicted model, not a curated record